This is a messenger RNA of Didymella exigua CBS 183.55, 2366 nucleotides long. RefSeq lists its product as uncharacterized. NCBI's taxonomy places the organism in Eukaryota, Fungi, Ascomycota, Dothideomycetes, Pleosporales, Didymellaceae. Gene Ontology annotation, molecular function: DNA-binding transcription factor activity. The record is from RefSeq and is a predicted model, not a curated record. The coding region runs from base 472 to 1971 and encodes 499 amino acids. The transcript has a single exon. Gene Ontology annotation, biological process: regulation of DNA-templated transcription.
CAACUUGGAUACUACACCGCACAUUCUUAUAUCAUACCGGGUCCUUGCGCCUCCUCCUAGUGACAGUCUAAUAUAUACUCGAUAGUCCCGCUUCAGUCCUCGUGGCCCAACAACCUCACUUCCCACCCAUCUAUUUAUACAAUACUCCGACCUACUCACACAUUUUGAUACGUCAGGCACGCUAUACCGAAGCGUUUGAUCCAAGACAUCAUAGGCCCAGGCCUGGAAUUCAACAAUCGUCACAUUCCACGACAACAACCAUUCUCCAGCCUUAUUUCUAACAACCUGAAACCCUUCGCGACCACGCUGAAAUUCUUCCUACUUUACAUUCAGGGUUGUCUUUCGGGCGAUCCAUAUAAUAUUGUCAUCCUGGCUACCCAAGCGCUUCCGGCUAUUCAGGCCCCUCACACUCAUUAUCUCAACCGCCUAACUCCGCCUUACCACGACGACUCUAAGCCGGUUCGCUCAUGGAUGGCUGGCCGUCCUCCUCGGGGCCCUGACGACCGCUACCUCAAGCCCGCAGCCGGAUAUCGUUCGGAGCAGAACACCCCUCAAUUGUCGCCUAUCCAGUCACAACCAGCUAUGCAUCCACCACACAACACAGGUCACAUGUCGCUCUCUCUACCGCCCCUCCGUCAACUUUCCAGUACGCCACCAACCCCUUCAAGUCGCCGAUGUGACAAUCCCUUGGGUGUGCAGUCUAUCUUGAACCCUCAAGCUGAGCUUAUCGAACAGCAAAGGGAGCUAAGGCGCAAUGGAUAUCAGAUGGAGACCCCAUCCCCUGUAGACACUCACCACUCAAAUAGCCUUCCCUCCAUCAGUCGACCAACGAGUGUGGACUCUACGCAGGACGAACAGAGGUCCCAAAGACUGUUUCAGCCACCAGGCAGGCCUUCUGCUAGACAUAUGUUGACCCCUAAGUCACCUAGCCUGCACAGGGCACAGAGCCUUGGUGGUCUCAAUCGUCCCACAGGCACGAUCGAUGCUCACCAGUCUCCAUUCCUGACUGCAACUGUGCGUCCUUCCGAGUCAACGACCACGCACCCUGCUUUACCUACUCCCCCGGCUGGAAGCAGGACAAGCUAUUUCCCGCCACUGGCCACUUCAGCCCCCGCGUCGAACAUACUAAUUACCGAAGGCCGACGCACAAGUGGGCAAUUUCUGCCGUCGGGAAGUGCAAGUCCAAUGACGCAGUAUUCUCCCUAUAGCCAAGCUGCAUCUCUUGCCUCUGGCUAUGAAGGUCACGGCCCCCAUGGUCAUUAUGCAUGUGCACCUGAGGCUCGCACGCCUGGCUACCCUAUGGGGCACGAGCGCAACAUGAUCCCUGUUGCGCCAAGCGGUCAGAGCAGCAUUCAGAUCAUGACAAUCAAGAGCCAACAGGGCCACAACGUACAGAUUCCAGUUGAUGUACAGGCUGCGUCGAAAGUUGCUGAUGAGAAGAGAAAACGAAAUGCAGGCGCAUCUGCUCGCUUCCGUGCACGUCGCAAAGAAAAGGAGCGUGAGGCAUCCACAACCAUCUCAAAACUGGAACAGCAGGUUCGCGACGCAGUAGAUAGAGCUGAGUUUUAUCGGUCAGAACGAGACUUCUUCAGAGCCAUUAUACACCAACAGCCAGGCGCCGAGAGACACUACCAAAGACCGACAUCCCCGGUGCUACGACGCCUUUCGUCCGUUCCCUCGCAUACGGCUUCUCCGAUGAACGAAGGUGGUUCUGACGAGUCUUACGGCGACUAUGAGGAUGAAAGGUGUGACACAGGCCGCAAUGUGCGACGACGCACCGGCAGCUACCAGCUGGGUCCAGGCCGCUCGCCAUUAGACACGAACAUGUCGCCCUUCUCUUCUCACGGCUAUGCACCGUCACAUGGCCCCUCUUCACGCAAUCAGCGAUAUGCUCCGGACGAUGAAGGGCAACUGCCAGCUUUGCAGCUACCCACGAUGGAGCGGCCCUCAUACCGUGAUCCUUUCCCUUGACGGAUCAUCACUUGCGGGCCUGAGCUAUCUCCUUUGUGGGCAUGGCCUCAUUCAAGCCACUACUUUAUUUCUCUAGAGAUCAGCUGUCGUUCAGUCUGACCCCUCAUUUCUAUUUCGCCUCUUAAUCAGGACAGUGUCAUUUUCGUUGCUGUAGCGGCUCAUCAAAGCCGAGCAACAUCUGUUAUAUACCCUUGUCCAGCGCUAGACGCUCCUGUUUUGCGAGCUGCUUUGAGUGUUUUGAUCAGUAUCACGCAUAGACAUUACAUCUAGACGUUCAGGUCUUUGCGACUUGUCAUUGUCUAAUCGACCGACAGCCCACGGCAACGUGAGUGCGUCUACUACCUCGUUUCAAAGUUGUACAUUAUAUUCCAUCAAAUAUGUCGAGUAUACAUGUC